GUUUGUUAGUCUGUGUCCUGUAAUUAAUAGAAUAAUCUGCGAUUCUGAAAAACUGAAGGUAAGUACGUAUUUUAAUUAUGUUUAACUGUAAUAAUUGUAAAUUUAAGUGCAGUAAUGUCGAGAAAUACGAUUUGCAUCAGUACUUGCAUAGAAAUAAAAAGGGCGCGCAAUUCUUUUGCAUUCGCCAUCAGUGCAAUAGAUUAGCUUUUAAAACAUGUUCUGGAUUUAGACAACAUAUCUUUCGACAUCACAGACAAUUAAACCCCAAAAGUAGUGAAAUUAGGGUAAAAUGUAACGUUAAAAAUUGCAUUUUUAUUGCUACUAAUAAAAAGGAAUUGUGUGCUCAUAUGCGCUCUCACAUUAGAGAAAACGUUCCUAUAACAUGUCCAUUUAUUUCUUGUGCCAGUUGCAAAACUGUUUACAAAAAUGUUCCAUCGUUUAAGACCCAUGUGAUGAGGAAACACUUUGAUUUUGCAGGCAUUCAUAAAUUCGGAUUUAACGUGACUAACGAAAUAGAUUGCAACCUACCAUCUGGUUCUGAAGAAUAUGUGCUCGAUAGCGAGCAAACUGAAAAUGUUAACGAUUUACAUUCUCUAAACUCAAAAAAAGACUUGGAAGAAAUUGGAGUUAAAUAUUUGGCCGAUUUAUAUCUAACCUUGGAAUCAAGUCACUUUCUUUGCCAAAAUUCUCUCACAAAAAUCAUACGAGGUUUUUCUGAUUUUGAGAAUUUAAAUCAUGAUUACAUGUUAGCAAAAUUAAGAGAACUCGAUAACGAAAGCAGGUUAAAUUACGAAAAUGUAGCAAGUUUAUUGAAAGAUAGUUUGUUUGGGGUCGCUCAUAAUAAAGUGAGCGGUUCUUUGCGGACAACUUACAUGCGACACAAUUUUUAUAAAAAAGAAUUUCAGUUUGUAGAACCCCUCAAAAUAGAUUUAGGCGUAGUCGAAGAAAAAGAUGCAUUUUUUUACUACGUUCCAAUACAUGAAACUUUAAAAUCACUCUUAAAUGACCCAAAUGUAAAUAGUCAAUGCUUUUCUGCGCCGCACGUUUCUUCCGACGGUGUGUAUAGAGAUUAUUAUGACGGAAUCUGCUGUAAAGAUAACACUUUUUUCUCAAGAAAUAAACAUUCUCUUAAAAUAAUUUUAUAUCAAGAUUCGUUUGAAAUUUGUAAUCCUUUGGGCAGUGCUCGCAAUAAAUAUAAAAUCACAGGAAUUUAUAUGACCCUUGCAAAUUUGUAUCCAUGGAAUAGAACACGAACUGAACAGAUACAAUUAAUUGCUUUGUGUUUUGAUAAACAUAUAAAACACUUUGGUUUUGGUACUAUUCUUCGUCCCUUGAUCAAUGACUUAAAAAUUUUGGAAGAAGAAGGGUUAAGAAUUAAUGAAAAUGUAAUAGUCAAAGGAAGCAUACUUUGUACCGUCGGCGAUAAUCUAGGGAGUCACCAAAUUGGAGGAUUUUUGGAAACCUUCAACGUAGAAAUGUUUUUUUGUAGGUUUUGUAAAAUUCAAAAUUUUAAUGGGUCAACUUAUUUUGGUAAUUUGCGUACUGUGCAAUCAUAUGACCAUGAUGUUAAUAUGGCUUUAACAAUCAAUAACCAUUUUGAAGGAAUUAAGCAUAACUCUCCUUUAAAUGAAUUAAACUAUUUUCACGUUGCUCUUCCUGGGUUACCCCCUUGUUUAGCACAUGAUUUAGUGGAAGGAGUAAUCGCCCGUGAUUUAAUGUUAGCAAUUAAUUAUUUUGUCCAAAAAAAGUACUUCUCCUAUGAAUACUUAAAUUUUAAACUCAGGACGAUUAAUUUUUUAUUUGAAAAGAAACAAUCGGUCCCUGUAAUUAAAAAAAGCCGAUAAGUUAUCGGGGACGGCUUCACAAUUAAUGUAUAUAAAUAAUGUUCUACCAUUUAUCUUGCUUGAAAAAAUACCGUUAAUUAAAUCUAAUGAACACGGGAAAGAAAUGUGGCAAAUGAUUUUAUGUUUACGAAAAAUUUUGAACAUAAUGUUGGCGGUUGAGGUAUCCGAAGACCAAGUUGCGGUUUUGAAAGAUCUUCUCCUGGUAUACAUAGAUUUAAGGAAACAGCUUUUUCCUGAAAUAAAGCUUACACCAAAACAUCAUUAUAUUUUGCACUAUCCUCAUUUAAUUAAAAUGUGGGGUCCGCUUAGGUUAUUAUGGACAUUAAGAUUUGAAAGUAAGCAUAAAUAUUUUAAAGAUGCUUUAAGGCGAUCACCGAAUUUUAAGAAUGUUUUGAUAUAUCUUACAACUAAGCACCAAUUCUUACAAGCUCUGAAUUCGGAAAAUAAAAUCCUCUAUUGUAAUAAAGUUAUAGCUGAAAACUUAGAAAUUUUCAACCCAGUCAACUAUCCUCCCGAGAUGUUAAAUUUGAUAUCAAGUAGAUAUAUGUUGAGUACUUUCAGAUUUGUAGCCGAAGAAAUAACUCAUAGGGGUACAUUUUAUAAAAAAAAUAUGCUAAUUUGUCACGAUAAAGAUGAAUUUGGUAUUUUCCAUCUGUGCGAAAUUAAGUACAUUUUAAUUACAGAGAGUAUGGAAAACUUGUGGUUUGUUGGAAAAAAUGU
Photinus pyralis (common eastern firefly) is the source of this 2564-nucleotide messenger RNA. RefSeq lists its product as uncharacterized. The record is from RefSeq and is a predicted model, not a curated record. Lineage: Eukaryota; Metazoa; Arthropoda; Insecta; Coleoptera; Lampyridae. Bases 78 to 1844 code for a protein of 588 amino acids. The transcript is spliced from 2 exons.